ACCAGGGCGGACGACUCGAUCGGAGGCUCCGUCUACGCCGCGCGUGGUUCUCGCUCACUCGAGACAACGGGAUCGCACACUUCCCUGGAGAGAAAUUUCCCGUAAUUUUUUGAUCGUGGAUAAUUAGGAUUCUCUUCCUCGCGAGACGGACUGUUAUGUCAUACUUGUUCGAUGAUUUAUCAGUGAGAGAAGUGGAGAGUAAUAGAAAGGGGAGAAAAGUUAUCCGUGGAUGAGAAGAAUAACAGACUGAAAGACCACAAGAAUCUGCUUAAAAAAAAAAAAAAAGGAUAAAAUAAUUUGCUCGAGCCUACAUUCCUUGAUGCGGUAAUUGCCGAGAGAAAAAGCAGACAGACGACUGGAGACUCCGGAAAACACUCGACCACUGCCACGAUGACGCCCCAAACGGACCGUCAGGCGAUGCCCUGUCUCCAGGGAAUGACAUCCUUCGGCGGGGUCGGAAGAAGUCAGACUCGGGAGGAGGAGGAUGUCACAAUGGUUGGGAAGGACGUUCCCGGUGCAGAUACAAAAUCUGGGGAUCAUGUUGGUGUGGAUGAGAAUAUGAAUGGUGUCGAGUCACCUUGUGGCUUGGUGGAGGGAGAAGGGGAUGAUUCAGUGAUGCCGAAGGAAAAUACGGCAGAGAAACAAACGUUCGACCAACAUCAUUCUGGCCAAAUAAAAGGGAUUACCUUCAGUGCUACUAAAAGGCCGACUGGUGAUCAAAUCGUCGAGGAGGAGGAGGAGGAGGAACCACGAGACAAGCAAGGGAUUCGUGCCGAGGCUGGCGACGGCGAUUCAAACUCCUGCAGGAGGAGGAGGAGGAGGAGGAGGGGUAGGAGCGACCCAGUGGCGACCGUCAGGGCAAUUCAUCAACCUAAUCACGGAUUACGCGAGAGCAGCAGCGUCGUCGAAAAGUGUACCGCGAGUGAUGAUAAGAAGACGACGGAAGUCGGGGAAAGGAGGGGGAGGAGGAGGGGGAGGAGUAAGAGGAGGAAGUCCAAGGCGACAGACGAGAGGGCGUAGACAAAACGUGUUGGAAAAGCGUGAUGACAUCGUCGUCUCUCGACAGCUCGUAUUUCCGUGGAUCUUACGCCUCCUCCUCCUCCUCUCCCACCAAUUCUUUUUCCAACUCUUCAUCCUCCUCCUCCUCCUCCUCC
This is a messenger RNA of Macrobrachium nipponense, 1154 nucleotides long. RefSeq lists its product as uncharacterized. The transcript is spliced from 2 exons. Bases 391 to 1020 code for a protein of 209 amino acids. The record is from RefSeq and is a predicted model, not a curated record. NCBI's taxonomy places the organism in Eukaryota, Metazoa, Arthropoda, Malacostraca, Decapoda, Palaemonidae.